This is a messenger RNA of Ochlerotatus camptorhynchus, 1211 nucleotides long. RefSeq names its product Dephospho-CoA kinase (gene Dpck). NCBI's taxonomy places the organism in Eukaryota, Metazoa, Arthropoda, Insecta, Diptera, Culicidae. The transcript has 4 exons. Bases 277 to 984 code for a protein of 235 amino acids. Gene Ontology annotation, biological process: coenzyme A biosynthetic process. The record is from RefSeq and is a predicted model, not a curated record. Gene Ontology annotation, molecular function: ATP binding; dephospho-CoA kinase activity.
UUUAUGCUCACUUCACAGUAGUUCAUGCACGGAGCAUUACACGCCAGUUUUCGAUAAAAGAUAAUAAAUUCAAUAUACCUACGCCUAUUUUGUGGUGUGGAUUUAACCAGUUUCAUUUCGAACUAAUCAGGUACUGUAUUGUUCAAAACGAAGCUUAUCGUGCUGUAUCAUCGAUAGUGUUGAGGACUUAUCGAAAAUUGUUAUCAAUACGUGCGUUUAGCUCCAAUCUGCAAAAAUUGUGUUUUGAAGUGCUCCGUUCCUAAUCAAACUACUACAAUGUUUCUCGUUGCUUUGACCGGAGGAAUUGCCACAGGAAAAAGUACUGUGUCGAAGGUUUUCCGAGAGAAUGGAGUUCCUGUCAUCGACGCGGAUGCAAUUGCAAGGCUUGUGGUCGAACCGGGAAAGCCGGCGUGGCACAAGAUCAAGGCUGCAUUUGGGGACGGUGUCUUUCAUCCAGACAGCGGUGAGCUGAACCGUGAUGCGUUGGGAAAACUCAUCUUCGAUAGCGUGGAGAAGCGGAGGAUACUGAAUGAAAUCACUCAUCCCGCAAUUCAUAGGAUCAUUUACAAGGAAGUUGUUAAAUUUUUCUUCCUUGGGCAUAACUUUAUUGUGCUCGAUCUACCUCUGCUGUUCGAGACUGGUGUGAUGCUGAAUAUAAUGCAUAAAAUCAUAACCGUUACAUGUGAGGAAGAUAUCCAACUAACGAGACUCAUGGAUCGGAACCAUUUAUCGGAAGCUGAUGCUAAAAAGCGUAUCAAGCAGCAAAUGCCAUUGGAGCAGAAAUGUAGCCAGUCUCAUUUCGUUGUAGAAAACUCAGGGACACUUCAGGACACUGAGGAACAAGCCAUGAAAAUAUUUAACAUCCUUCAGGACAGCAAUCAGCAUUGGAAGAUUCGGGGUGUCAUAUUUGCUACGGCUGCAAUCCUAUUUUCCAGUAUAGCGUGGAUCUUAAACUAUAAGUAUAAAUUCAUUUCUAGCAAUUAAUAUUCGAGGAUCAUAUUGGGUUUGGGAGUUUAUUUAAGUGCGGUCGAAAAGUGGUAUCAACAGACAUUUUAGAUCUAGUAGAGCUUAUAAUUCCCUACGUUAACAAUUAUUUUCAACCUUUCUGAUGCUUUCAGAGGGGAGUUUCUAGUGUCAUGUGCAUUUUAUUUACUUCAGUGUGUACAGUGGAAUUCUUUACGAACGGAAAACAAUCUAACUGUGGAAUCAUG